This is a messenger RNA of Dendronephthya gigantea, 4259 nucleotides long. RefSeq names its product inverted formin-2-like. Gene Ontology annotation, molecular function: small GTPase binding; actin binding. NCBI's taxonomy places the organism in Eukaryota, Metazoa, Cnidaria, Anthozoa, Malacalcyonacea, Nephtheidae. Bases 360 to 3833 code for a protein of 1157 amino acids. Gene Ontology annotation, biological process: actin cytoskeleton organization. The transcript is spliced from 18 exons. The record is from RefSeq and is a predicted model, not a curated record.
GGUAAAAGGUUUAUUUUUAAAAACAAAGAAUAACACAAAGUUAGCUUUUGCCAUUGGCAAAGACGCAAAUUUGCUUAUUCAUAUAAGCCUUGACGACGUCAUCGCCAUGCAAAUUUUGACGUGUUGCUUAAAUAUGUUCCAUAAAACGUCAAACAAACGAAAAUCACGUCUUGGCCUCGAAGGUUUGAAGCUUAUAGGAGAUUAAACUCACUGUCAAGUAUGUCUUUAGUUGGCUUCAGUUAAGGUUGCAUUGCCAUUGUAUAAUUGUUUCUGAAGCCAAGUUUACUUCUCAUUGCAUGCAUGUGUAGGCGGAAGUUUCCUUGUAUUACAGCAGUGUCGAAGAUUUUGCCGUCUCAGCUAUGAGCGGGAAAAGAAUCUGGUCAGUCUUGAAAAAGACCGUCUCAAAUAAAUAUGAAGAAACAAGAAAGCAAGAGAUUGAAUCUCUCGCCGAAGCUGAUCCAGAACUUUGUAUUCGUCUCAUAACAAAGCCAACUGUACAAAAUUAUGCAGGGAUAAAAUCAAGAAUACAGAAGUGUACGUUAGAAUGGAUGGAGGAAUUCUUAAAACUUGGAGGACUCGAGGCAUUAUUUUUAUCACUAGAACGACUGAGUGAUAAAAGUGUGUGUAGUUUUGUCGACGCAUUUAUUCAAUUGGAAGCUGUCCAAUGUAUCAAAGCCGUGAUGAAUUCUAAAGCCGGACUCGAGUAUAUGAUCGAAAGUCAAAACUUUACCAGAGAGUUGACAACAGUCCUAGAUAAUCAAAAUACAAUGGUUAAAAAGCAAGUGUUUGAAUUGUUGUCCGCGUUAUGUUUAUACUGUCCCAGAGGAUACUCUCUGGCAUUGGAUGCACUUGAAAACUAUCGGUCAAGAAACGGCCAACGUUAUCGCUUCAGUGUUGUGAUUAAUGAAAUGAAACACGUUGAAAUCAUUCCAUACGUGACGUCAUGCGUUGCAUUUGUGAAUGCAAUAAUAAUGUCCACUGAUGACUUUCAAGAACGCGUGAAAUUAAGAAACGAGUUUAUUGGCCUUGGUUUAUUAGAGGAAUUAAAUGUACUCAAAAAUGAAGAAGAUGACGAUUUACUGCUGCAGAUUGAUGUUUUUGAAAGUCAACGUCUUAAUGACGAAGAUGAAUUUGGUGGCGAAAUUAAUUUAAACAAUCACAAUGACGUUUUCCAAGCCUUAUUUCAAAAGAUAUCAAGUAAACCAUGCGCAAUGAAUUUUUUGAACAUUCUCCAAUCAUUGUUAACUCUGGAUGACGAUAAUGAAGUAACAGACCGAAAAUGGGAACUGAUCGAAAACUUGAUAACAAAGAUUUCUUUGGUACAAGAUCUUAAUAAGAUGAAUAUGAUGGCAAAAGAUCAAGAGAUGAUUGUUUUGAGGCAAUCCUCUGAUAGUCCUAAAAAAGAAGAUAAACGUUCAAUUACUAAUACUAAUAAUGUUGGAUCGCAAACAGAACCCUCAACCCAGGAACAGGAAUUGAAAAACCCUUCUGUUGACGUAGAAAGUAAAUCAUCGACAUCAAUUUCCGCGCCUACUUUACUGAAAACACCAGAAGUUCCACCACCACCCCCUCUUCCUGGCGCAUCAGAAAUUCCUCCCCCACCUCCUCUCCCUGGACUACCUGGAAUUCCGCCCCCACCUCCUCUCCCUGGGACAACAGGAAUUCCUCCUCCACCUCCUCUCCCUGGAGUACCGGGAAUUCCUCCUGCACCUCCUCCCCCUGGGACACCAGGAAUUCCUCCUCCACCUCCUCUCCCUGGGGCACCAGGAAUUCCUCCUCCACCUCCUCUACCUGGAGCUCCUGGGAUUCCACCGCCACCUCCUCUUCCUGGGACGACAGGAAUCCCUUUCCCACCUCCACUACCUGGUGGAGCAGGCAUUCCACCACCACCCCCUAUCCCCGGUGCACCAGGUGUUCCACCCCCUCCACCUGGUGUUCCUGGUGUUCCACCACCUCCUGGAUUUGGUUCGGCAAUUCAGGCAACGACUGCAGCGCCACCAAUUCGACCGAAAUCUAAAAUGCGAACAUUGCAGUGGGCAAAGAUUCCUCCAAUGAUCGUUAAUAAGAAUUACAAGAAUGUAUGGAUUCAAGUGGGAAAAUUAGCGCCGAUUCAAGCCAAGUUUGAACUUGGGGAAGAAUUGUUUUGUCAGAAAACAAGAAAAGUUGAUGCUAAGAAAGAUGAUAACAAGAAAAAGGAACCUAAAGUCAUCAGCCUCCUGGACCCCAAACAAAGUCUAAACAUAAAUAUAUUUCUCAAUCAGUUUAAAAGACCAGUCGCAGAAAUAACCGGCAGUAUUCGUGCAGGGGAUAGCAAAGCAUUUGAUCCUGAUGCCUUGAAAGGAUUUCUAAAAAUAUUACCAGAUACCACUACGGUUGGCAUGCUGAAAGAUUUCAAAGGUGACAAGAAUAAACUAGGAAAUGCGGAAAAGUUUCUCCUAGCUUUGAUUGUAGUACCUCAUUACAAACUACGCUUGGAAGGAAUGAUUGCUAAGGAAGAGUUCAAAUCAACUGUUGACAUGCUGAAUGAAAAGAUUGAUGUAUUGCUUCAUGCCACGGAAGAUAUCCUAAAUAACGAAGUGUUGCCUGAGAUACUUCAUCUCAUAUUAACCAUUGGAAACUUCAUGAACUCGGGUGGUCGUGCAGGUAACGCUAUUGGAUUCAAAAUCAACUCAAUAACAAAGCUAGUUGAUACAAAAGCCAACAAACCCAGGAUGAAUCUUAUGCACUUCUUAGUCGAGGUGGCAGAAGAAAAACAAUCGAGUGUUUUAUCAUUUUCAGAAAAUAUGAAGUACUUAACGGAUGCCUCUAAGCUGAAUGUCGAUAACCUCUCUGGUGAAUUAUCCACACUACGCAAAAGUCUUAGUUCAUUACAAAAAUCAAUGGAGAAAGGAGACGAAGAUGUGAAGAAUCAACUUGGUACUUUUCUAAAGGAUGCUAUGAAGGAAGUGGAGGCAGUUGAACAGAAAUUAAAGCGACUAAGUAAACUAAAACAAGAUCUUGCCGAGUAUUUUUGUGAAGAUGAAAGCAAAUUUAAAUUGGAAGAUCUCUUGGUGAUUUUCAAAACAUUCUGUGAUCAUCUGGAUAAAGCAAAAGAGGAAAACGAAUUACGUCGUAAACAAGAAGCAAAACAAGCAGAACGUGAGAGAAGGAAGAAGGAAGCAGAAAGUAAAGGAAAAAAUAAAAUCAAAGGAAAACCUAAACCCGUCAUACAAGAAGAGGAAUGUAUCAUUGACAACUUACUCAAAGAAAUAAGACAGGGUUUCCAGUUAAAAAAACGAAAAUUAUCUUCUGCUGCUGCCAUCUCGCCUGACCAGAAUAGAAAACUGUCCAGGACGGUGAUGCAAGAGGGCAAGCUAGCAGCGGAAGUCUCGAAAAAAGAAUCAAGAAAUGAACAUGCAACUAUCCCAGAGGAAGAAGCUCCUGAUGCCAAGUCUCCUGGUAAAAGCGAGGAAAAGGUUUUAGAUUUGGACCAAAUAAAUUUGAUAUCACCUGAAGACAAGAAAGAAUCAGAAAAAACCUCUAAUCACGUUUCAUUAAAUCCUAAUGGGCAAACGUCUCCUCUGUUAAAUGAAACUAAAUUCUCAGAAAAUGGAGAAGAUUCAACCGUUGAAGUAAAAAAUUCUAUCGAUGAUAUCAUAGUUGAAAAGCCAUCUGUGAAUGGAGAUAACGUUAAAAAAACGCGCAAAAACGGUGUUUUUGCCCAACAAACGUUAAUAAACGAUGACAUUAUAAAAGCCACAAAGAAUGAUUCAAGAAAAAUCGAAACACACAGUCAACGCAAAGGACACGAACAACUGCAUUGUUUGGAAACUGCGAUUUCAGUGCAGUCGUGAAAGCCUUCCUGCAUGGUCGAUAGUUUACAGAAAACAGAUUUUUGCAUGACUUUUUAAGCUUGAAUUUAAAUUUCUUAAAAGUCUUCGAAGUGAUCGUGGCAAUGGUUGGCUUUUGUUCACUUUAAACUGAUGUAGACCAUAACAAGUGUGAAUUACAUUUGUGUUGGUUACCAUUGGUUAUUUUAUAAGCAACAGUGAACGGUGGAUUUUAAGGUCUUACGUGUGAGAGCAGUCAGCGAAAACAAAAUCUUAGGCAUAUAAUAAAGAAGAGGUAGUAUAAUUUUUACUAGUGCAUGAUAAAAAUAAUAUUUAAUUUUACACCUAAUGAAUAGUACUUUGCAAAUGAGUGUUAACACUUUGAUAUUUGGAUGAUUUUAUUUAUAUUACAGCAUAUAGUAACUGAAAUCAUUGCUUUUUACUAUUUUA